AUGGCAUCAGGCGACCGUUCGUUGAUCGGCCGGGCAUUUAUCGUGCUCGGUGCCUUCGACGCGAAAUCGCCGCGGUUGACGCAGUCGGAGAUCAGUCGUCGCAGCGGUUUACCUCUGCCUACCGUUCAUCGGCUGUGUGGGCAGUUGGUGGCUGAGGGCGCACUCGAGCGUCGGAGUGACGGCAAGUACCAGGUCGGAGUGCGGUUGUGGGAGAUCGGCGCUCUUGCUCCCGGCGCUCACGGCCUGCGGCAGGUGGCGUUGCCGUUCCUCGAGGACCUGUACGAGGUCACCCGGGAGAAUGUGCAGUUGGUCGUUCGUGAGGGUACCGAGGCUCUGUACCUCGAAGCGCUUGUCCCGCGUAGCGCUGUCACCGUUGUCGGUCGGGCCGGGGGAAGAUUGCCGUUGCACGCGUCCAGCGGUGGAUUGAUUCUCCUCGCGCACGGCGGAACCGAGCUUCUCGACGACGUCCUCCAGGCCGGUCUCGAGUCGUUCACUCCCAAAACCAUUACGUCCGAGCGGAUUUUGCGAGCAACUCUCGACGAGAUCAGACGCACCGGAUUUGUCGUCUGCCGUGAGUAUCUGAACGUCGGAACCCUUGCCGUCGCCGCUCCGGUCCGCGAAGCCGGCGGCAAUGUCGUCGCAGCGGUCUCGACAGUUGUUCCGGUGGAGCAGGAUCCGGCUCCGUUACUGCCGGCCUUGGUCGCGGCCGCCCGUGGAAUUUCACGCGGGCUCGGUGGCGGCGGACUUGGA
This is a messenger RNA of Mesorhabditis spiculigera, 750 nucleotides long. Lineage: Eukaryota; Metazoa; Nematoda; Chromadorea; Rhabditida; Rhabditidae. The record is from the annotation of a GenBank genome assembly.